This is a messenger RNA of Cordyceps militaris CM01, 1326 nucleotides long. RefSeq names its product serine/threonine protein kinase, putative. Gene Ontology annotation, biological process: protein phosphorylation. Lineage: Eukaryota; Fungi; Ascomycota; Sordariomycetes; Hypocreales; Cordycipitaceae. The transcript is spliced from 7 exons. The coding region runs from base 1 to 1326 and encodes 441 amino acids. Gene Ontology annotation, molecular function: protein kinase activity; protein binding; ATP binding. The record is from RefSeq and is a predicted model, not a curated record.
AUGCAGCUUGUAGAUCGAGACGACACCAGAGCUUUGGCAUUUCCCUCCAGGCAAAUAGCAGGAUGGCUGUACCACACAGAUUCUCGAAAUGAACCUCACAUUAAUCAAGAAAUUGCGCUGAGCGACAAAACGAUUCUGAAGAUUGGGCGAGACGAGCGCGCAAAUUCAUUUUCGAUUGGUCGAGACGCGGAAAACUAUGUAUCGAGAAAACACUGCGAAGUCUAUGUCGUCCUUUAUGAGCUCGGUAUAAGUCAUGUCUACGUUCGAGAUCGCAAGUCCUGCAACGGCACGUACGUGAACGGUCUCUGUAUCGGUGAUUCUAGUCAAACGUCAUCUGGUUACCUCUUGGCCGACGGCGACGUAGUUGAAAUCCGACCUUUUUGGCAGUUCCUGUUCAAGCAAAAGACGCUUGCACCGGAAGAGCCCCUCAACAAGCUACAAAUGCAAGAGUCCCAGCUCUUUGAAGGAAAAUACACAAUCCUAUCGCGUGUGCUAGGCGCUGGAAGCCAAGGGUCGGUCCACCUCGCCGUAAAUACAACCUCCAAGAAGCAGCUCGUCUGCAAGAUCAUAAAUAUGAAGCAAGCAGGCGUCCGCGGACAACAGCCGUCUCCCCAAAAAAUUCUACAGGAAUCAGAUACACUGCGCCAGCUCAAACAUCCAAACAUCCUGACCUACGUAGACACACUCUGGUCUCCGCAUACCCUAUACAUUUUUACGGAGCUGGCCUCUGGGGGUGACUUGCUCUCGUACAUUAAUCAACAUGACGUGAUUCCAGAAUUCGACACGCGCAUUGUCGUGAGGCAAAUAGCCCGAGCGCUGCAUUGGUUACAUGACCGCAACAUCGUUCACCGAGAUCUCAAGCCAGAAAACGUACUUUUGGCGUGCUCGCCGAGAAUCGCGUACCAACGAGUUAUGCUAUCUGACUUUGGUUCUUGUGCGCUACCUCUAAGCAACAAGCUCAAGACGAAUGUGGGAACGCAAAACUUCCAAGCACCCGAGGUCCUGCGAGGCGAGAAGCAAACCAACGCUGCCGACAUUUGGCCACUCGGUGUAAUUUCUAUGCUUCUUGUUACCGGCUGUGGACUCGCCGGGAUUGAUGGUUUGGCGCGGCUGGACCAGAUGGCUCUUGAAAAUGUACUGCACGACGUGCUCGCCAACUGCAAGGAAGCCUCCGCCAGCGCCAAAAGCUUCAUCUUGCAAUGCAUGAAGAUUAGAGCGAGCGACAGAAUCACCUCGGCCGGCGCCGGAUGCCAUGAUUGGUUCCAUACACCCAGCAGCCACCUCGCAUUCUUCCAAGCGCUCGAUGCCCGGACGGCCGCCUUGUAG